AUGUCUUUUAUUGGGACACAACAGAAAUGCAAGGCCUGCGAGAAAACCGUGUAUCCGGUUGAGCUGUUGUCUGCUGAUGGUGUUAGCUAUCAUAAGUCUUGCUUCAAAUGUUCCCAUUGCAAAGGGACCCUCAAGCUGAGCAGCUACUCAUCAAUGGAGGGUGUGCUGUACUGCAAGCCUGACUAUGAACAGCUUUUUAAAGAGACCGGCAGUUUCAGCAAGAAUUUUCAGUCCCCUUCAAAGUCAGCUGAGAAGUCAACUCCAGAGUUUACGAGAUCACCUAGCAAAGCUGCUAGUAUGUUUUCUGGGACUCAAGACAAAUGCGCAACCUGUGGGAAAACAGCUUAUCCAUUGGAGAAGGUGACAGUGGAAAGCCAAAGCUACCACAAGUCUUGUUUCAAGUGUUCUCAUGGUGGAUGCUCGCUGACCCCAUCAAACUAUGCGGCCUUAGACGGCAUCUUAUACUGCAAACCUCAUUUUUCGCAGUUGUUCAAGGAAAAAGGGAGCUACAACCAUUUGAUCAAAUCUGCAUCCAUGAAACGCCCAACGGCAACAGUUCCCGAUUCUUAA
This is a messenger RNA of Striga hermonthica, 570 nucleotides long. Lineage: Eukaryota; Viridiplantae; Streptophyta; Magnoliopsida; Lamiales; Orobanchaceae. The record is from the annotation of a GenBank genome assembly.